Molecule: messenger RNA, 1911 nt
Organism: Cavenderia fasciculata
Lineage: Eukaryota; Evosea; Eumycetozoa; Acytosteliales; Cavenderiaceae
Gene: anapc6
Product: TPR repeat-containing protein
Exons: 4
Coding region: 1-1911 (636 amino acids)
Biological process (GO): cell division
Molecular function (GO): protein binding
Source: RefSeq, a predicted model, not a curated record
AUGGAUAUGAGUACAAGUAUGACAAAUAUUAGUAACUUGAGUGUUAUUAGUAGUAAUAGUAUAAUGAAUACAAGUAGUUUAUCAUCAUCUGAAAUUGGUUCAAUCAUCCCACCUACUGCUAGUAGUAUGACUACUUGUACAAAAGUUGGUUCAUCAAUGGUUGUUCAAUUAAAGAGAAUGAUUAAUCAAUCUUUAAAUCAUCAUUCCUAUACAACUGCUAUAUUUUAUGCUGACAAGUUAUUAAGUAUUUCACAAUAUCCUUCUGAAGAAUACUCUGAAAAUCUUUAUAUACUUUGUGAUUGUUUAUAUAGAGAUGGACAAUUUCAAAGAUCAUCUUGGUUAUUACAAAGUUUAAUUUCAAAUCAAAAUCAUGAUGAUACAAAUAGUACUGGUACCAGUACCAAUCCUUCUACAACCAAUACAUUAUCUUCUUCUUCUUCUUCUUCUUCUUGUUCAACACCAAUUAAAUUAAAAUAUAUUUAUUUGGCUGCCAAAUGUAAAAUAGAUAUAAAUGAAUGGGAUCAAUGUAUGCAAAUUCUAACUCUAGAUGAUGAAACUAUGAAUAUUCAUUAUAAUUUACAAGAACAAGAAUUUGAUGAUUUUGAUCAAUCAACUACAAAAAUAUCAUCAUUAAUUUGUAUGUUGAGAGGAAAAGUUUUUGAUGCAUUGGAUAAUUUAAAGAAAUCAAAAUAUUGGUACAUUAGAUCAUUGAAAAUAGAUUAUAGAAAUUAUGAAUCAUUUGAACAACUUGUAAAGAAUCAUGUUUUAAGUUAUUCAGAAGAAUUGGAAUUGAUAUCAAUAUUAGACUUUUCAAAACAAGAUAAAUGGUUACAUGAUCUUUAUAUAAUAUCUUUAAAGAAAUAUAAUAUUCCAUCAACAUUAUUAAAUCAACUAAAAGACGAUAAUAAUAAUAAUAACGCUGAAGAUUUAAUACCAAUUAUUGAUUGUCAAAAUGAACAACUUGAUCAAUUAAUAAUUAGAGGUAAUGAUGUUCAAACAUUGUUGGCAGAAUAUCAUUUUUAUCAUUAUCAAUAUAAACAAGCUUAUGAAAUUACUAAAAAAAUAUUAAAAAAAGAUAAACAUUAUAAUAAUCAAAUAUGUUUAAUGAUACAUUUAUCAAGUAUGUUUGAAAUGCAAUUAAAGAAUGAAUUAUUUUAUACAUGUCAUCAAUUGAUAGAGAAUCAAUCGCAAUCUGCAAUUGCAUGGUAUGGUAUUGCCUGCUAUUAUCAUUUAAUUGGCAAUUCCGAAUCGACUCAGAGAGCAUUUACCAAAUCAACUACACUCGAUAGUAAAUUGGGAGCCAGUUGGUUAGGGUUUGGUCACUUUUUUGCAAGUAAAGGUGAACAUGAUCAAGCCAUGGCUGCCUAUAGAACAGCUUCUAGAUUGUUGACAGGUUUACAUUUACCACUACUAUGUAUUGGAAUGGAAUUGGUACGAGUUCACAAUUUAAAUUUGGCUGAACAAUAUCUUUUACAAUCAAGAGAUAUUUGUCCAUACGAUCCAAUAGUCUAUAAUGAACUUGGUGUCAUUGCCUAUAAAAAUAAUCAAUUCUCAAAUGCAAUUGAAUUAUUUCAUAAUGCUUUAGAAAUUGGUUCCAAAGAUUCAAAAAAGAAAAACAAAGAUAAAUCCUCUAUAUAUAAUGAAAUGAUGGAAGCAACAUUAUUUAAUCUUGGCCAUUGUUAUAGAAAAACUAGACAAUUUACAAAAGCAAAACAUUAUUAUGAAAUAGCUUCAACUCUUUCACCAAACAAUGCAUCCAUCUUUUCUGCAUUGGGUUUUACUCAUCAUCUCCAAGGUGAUUUUGAUACUGCAAUCGAUUAUUAUCAUCAAUCUCUAAGUAUCUAUGAUGAUACUUUUACAAAUACUUUAUUAGAUAAAGCUCUAAGUUUAUCAAUUUUAAAAUUUGAUUAA